Molecule: messenger RNA, 1264 nt
Organism: Trifolium pratense (red clover)
Lineage: Eukaryota; Viridiplantae; Streptophyta; Magnoliopsida; Fabales; Fabaceae
Product: bidirectional sugar transporter SWEET13-like
Exons: 6
Coding region: 158-922 (254 amino acids)
Biological process (GO): carbohydrate transport
Cellular component (GO): membrane
Molecular function (GO): sugar transmembrane transporter activity
Source: RefSeq, a predicted model, not a curated record
AUCGACUCGUGGAACUUAGAGAAAGAAAGAAAGAAAGAGAGUUUGAGAUAGCUUGAAUUGAGGGUUUUCACUUUGAGAAAAAUAUAUAGAGUGUUUGUGUGACAAAUAUUUUUAACUAUAUUCCAAAAAUUUCCAAUAGUUUUAUUAUAUUCAAGAGAUGGCCAUGUCCCGUGAAUCUUUGGCUUUUGUCUUUGGCAUAAUAGGCAACAUCAUUUCCUUUGCCGUGUUCCUCUCACCAUUGCCAACAUUUUACACAAUCUUUAAGAAGAAAUCUGCUGAAGGGUAUCAGUCACUUCCAUAUGUUGUUGCACUUUUCAGUGCAAUGCUUUGGAUUUACUAUGCAUUUGUCAAGAGAGAAGCUGCUCUUCUUCUAAUCACCAUUAACACUUUUGGAAUUAUUGUUGAAUCUGCUUACCUCAUAGUCUUCCUAAUUUAUGCCACAAAGAAGUCUAGGCUUUCAACCAUAAAACUACUUCUCUUGCUGAAUGUGUUUGGAUUUGGAGCCAUGCUUCUAUCAACUCUCUACCUCUCAAAGGGAGCAAAACGUCUUGCAAUCAUAGGAUGGAUUUGUCUUGUUUUCAACAUAAGUGUAUUUGCUGCACCACUUUUUGUCCUUAGUAAAGUCAUAAGAACAAGGAGUGUUGAAUACAUGCCAUUUUUCUUGUCCUUGUCCUUAACCAUCAAUGCUGUUAUGUGGUUCUUCUAUGGCCUUCUCCUCAGGGAUUACUAUGUUGCUCUACCAAAUACACUUGGAUUUGUGUUCGGCAUAAUUCAGAUGGUAGUGUAUUUGAUAUAUAGAAAUGCAACACCAGUGAUACAGGCACCAAUUAAGGGUCAAGAAUUGAGUGGUAGCCAUAUAGUUGAUGUUGUGAAGAUUGGAAAUGACCCUAAUCGUGGAGGAGGUGCAGUUAGCAAAGUUUGAUUUGACCAAUUGAAGGGUUCAUCUCCGUGACCAAAAAAAUAAAAAUUGAAAAGAAAAAAAAUUAACCUAAACUUUCAAUUUCAUAUAAUAUUGUAAAAUGCAAGAACGGUGCUUAUAAGUGUUUAGUUUUUAUUAUUAAUGUAAUUAAGGUGUGGUUUAAAUUUGGUGUAAUUGUUGGCAAGUGGCCAUGAUGAUGUAUGACUCUCAUAAUUGUACUACUACGUGUUUACGUAGUAUAUUCUCUUCUCUUAGUGUAUCCCUCAGUCAAACUCAUUUCAACUUCACUUUCCUUGUAUACGUAAUCAAUGUUCCAGUAUUAAUGAAAAUGAAUUGUUUUAGUAA